Molecule: messenger RNA, 827 nt
Organism: Aspergillus alliaceus
Lineage: Eukaryota; Fungi; Ascomycota; Eurotiomycetes; Eurotiales; Aspergillaceae
Exons: 1
Coding region: 221-673 (150 amino acids)
Source: RefSeq, a predicted model, not a curated record
GAAAAUAUAUUUAUAUCUCCUAUCUUAGCAAGUUUGUAGACAUUUCCGAUAAGGCAAGCCAGAGGAAAGUCUCCGUAAAGAUCUAUUCAAUUGACAGUGAUGGGUCUCCUAAGUCUAGGCAGAUGCACACACCAUGGGGGAAAUGAUUCUAGGCCUAUACUUCGCAAGCCUAGUUUAAUUCAAAAGAUCUAUACAUUAAAUCCCUACGACCAUCUAAAAUAUGAAAAAGCGUCGAGAACAACAUCUACGAGUAGGGAAUAUCACCCUCCAUCCCCUAAGUAAAACUCGAAUAAAAAUAUCUACCUUACCACCUUCCUUUGAAAAAUACCUUAUUAAAGCAAUGCAAGACCCAAACAAAACCCAAACUAUAUUUACUAACACCAGCUCACCGACCCUACCAUUCGGUCCAGCCACAACUCGGAGCAGUCACCGGUGCCUGCGUGCAAUGGUUGCAUGGUUAAUCGGCCCAUCGGUAACUAGGAUCUACCUGGCGCCACCUCGGCCUCCCACCUCUUUGGGUGGCGAGUUAUCGGGCCCGGACAUUUUAUGUGUCAGCGGCAUGGUGAUAUGUCUUGGUAUCUGGGCUUUUAUUACAAAUAUAGGGGCUGUGCAGUAUUUGUGGAGGCCUAUUGUGUUAGAUAGCAGGGGAUUGGGUUGGAUACUUGGAUUAUGAUGUAGAAUUGCCAAAGUCUACGUAGGUAGUUGAGGUUUCGGUGGCCGAUAACCCUAGUUAGAUUGGGGAGAAUGCGGAUGAGGUAAUACAUCGUGUGCGUUUAUUUACUGCAGAGAUUAGGGUGCUGUCUGGGUUAGAAGGGAGUUUUCGGUCU